Equus caballus (horse) is the source of this 3225-nucleotide messenger RNA. RefSeq names its product tRNA methyltransferase 13 homolog (gene TRMT13). NCBI's taxonomy places the organism in Eukaryota, Metazoa, Chordata, Mammalia, Perissodactyla, Equidae. Gene Ontology annotation, biological process: tRNA methylation. The record is from RefSeq and is a predicted model, not a curated record.
GGAAGCUGACAACUUUUCCUCUGUUCGCCCGAUGCUUGCAACACCCGAAGCGAGUCCUGACUUAUGGCGGCUUCUGCGCCGACGCCGCACGCGACUGGCUUUCCAGCUGAGGGUCGAUGCGGUUACUAUGUGGAAAAGAAGAAGCGGUUCUGCAGGAUGGUGGUGGCAGCAGGGAAGAGGUUCUGUGGUGAACACGCUGGAGCCGCGGAGGAAGAAAAUGCUCGGAAAAGAAUCCUCUGUCCUUUAGAUCCAAAACACACAGUAUAUGAAGAUCAACUAGCAAAGCAUUUGAAAAAAUGUAACUCAAGAGAGAAGCCAAAACCUGACUUCUUUAUUCAAGAUAUUAAUGCAGGCUUAAAAGAUGAGACGGAAAUACCUGAACAGUUAGUUCCAGUUUCUUCUCUCUCUGAAGAGCAGUUGGAAAAUUUAAUUAAGAAAUUGAGAAAAGCAAGUGAAGGUUUGAACUCUACACUUAAAGAUCAAAUUAUGUCCCAUCCAGCAUUGCAUGAUGCCCUUAAUGACCCUAAAAAUGGUGAUUCUGCAACCAAACACCUGAAACAGCAGGCUUCUAUUUUAGGUAACAUUGAAAAAUUAAAGUUACUUGGUCCAAGAAGAUGCUUUGUUGAGUUUGGAGCAGGAAAGGGAAAAUUAUCUCAUUGGGUUGAUAUUGCCUUAAAAGAUGCUGAAAAAGUUCACUUCAUCCUAGUAGAAAAGGUGACCACAAGAUUCAAGGUGGAUGGCAAACACAGAAAGAAAAAUUCAGUGUUUGAAAGACUUCAAAUUGAUAUUCAACACUUGUGUUUAAACAAGAUUCCUGUGCUAAGCAAAGAAAAACUACCUGUGGUGGGAAUUGGGAAGCAUCUGUGUGGUAUGGCAACAGAUCUUGCAUUACGAUGUUUGGUUGAAACCUAUGCUGCCAGUUGUGAGGAAAGGAAUGAAGAACCUUUAGCCAAACGCAUAAAGAAUGAUAAAACAGAGAAAGAAAUUAACACUUUGGCCAAGGAAGGAAAUGAAAAAAAUGUCCCAGAGAAGUGGACCCCUGUGGCUGGCAUUGUUAUUGCACUCUGUUGUCACCACAGGUGUGAUUGGAGACAUUAUGUGGGCAAAGAAUAUUUCAAGGCUCUAGGCCUUGGAGCAGUGGAAUUCCACUAUUUCCAGCGAAUGAGUAGUUGGGCAACUUGUGGAAUGCGGAAAACAUCUUUGGAAGCCUCAAAUAGUACCCCAGUGAGAAAAGAUAAUCAGAAUGAUGACAGUGAAGAGCAUGAUGAUGGGAGAUACAGAAUCACAGAGGACAGCGCUGAGAGUUUGCCUGGGUUUCUUACUGUUGAAGAAAAGAAGAAACUAGGGCAUCUUUGUAAAUUGCUGAUUGACCAAGGCCGAAUCGAGUAUUUACAGCAGAAGGGAUUCCGUCCCGCUCUUCAGUACUAUACAGAUCCUUUGGUGUCUUUGGAAAAUGUAUUGUUGACUGCUUUACCAAAACAUUCUUCAUUACCAGAGACAACUGCUUAAUGGAAAAGAAAUUUUGAACAACUUCUGUCUUCCACAAAAAAAAUAACAUUUUAAAUUGUAUUUUUAUAUUCAUGAAAAUAUAGUUUAAAUAGCAGAUAACGUGAACUUUAAAAAAUGUUGUGACCUCAUGGAACUUUGGUAAUAGCUUUUUUACUUUAGAAGUUCAAACAUUAGAGAAUUCACCAAAUUCCCAAAGUAAUCCUCUUCAGCAGGUGUCUUGAAUUCUAUUAUCCAUCUGUAUUUUCAGAGAUUGAUAAAGUAGUUGGACAGUUCACUUGGUUCUCUGAAACACACACAACACGUCAACGUAUGAAUAGCACAUUAACUUUCUAUUUGCAUUAAUUUUGGAAAUUUAUUUUCCUUUGAUCUUAUUUAAUACUUCUUAUUUCCCAAAUUCAAGAUGUAAUGAACAAUUGUCAGUUUGUACAAGGGCCAAUUUGAGAAUUUGGCUUAUGUAUGGAUUUUAUUCCAUGCAGAGCUGGAAAGGAUAAUCAAUUAGGAUUUUUUUCUAAUGUAAACAAAUUCAGAGAUAUUCACAAUCAAUUAAUGAGUUCACCUUCAGAUUUCCAGAGCCAUACCUGUAUCUAUAUAUAUCAGAAUUUGUCCAUGACAAACACCAAAACUAAAGAGAUGUUUUUAAGGAAAAAAACUGUUUCACUUCAUUUUUUUAAUUGGAUAAUUACCUAGUUAAAACUUCCAAAAGGAUAUUUAUAAGCCUAAUUGACAAAUUAAAUUGAAAUCUGAAGAUAGAUUCUGAAGUUAAUUUGGUAUCUCAUAUCCUUUAAUAAGCCAUUUUUACAUGUGUAAGUACAAAUAUAAGUAUGUUGUCUUCUCUUUGGGAAAACAAUUUAGAAUAAGGUGGAAAUUAGACAGUGAAACCAAAAACCUUCUCACAUUUAGGCCUCAUUUAAUUCAUAAGCAGUUUCUAUGCACAAGCAAAUACUAAACCAAACAUAUGGUAAGACUGUUAUUCUUUUCCACAUCUUAUCCUUGAUUUGUGUCUGCCUUUAUUUGUAAAAAUUGUCUUAGUCAUUGGUACAUUUGCCAAGACAAAGAUCUAGAAUUAUUAAUGUUAGAAUGAUAUUCUUAGGUAACUAUUUUUAUCCUGUAAGUCUGUGAUUAUAUGAAUUAUAAAUUAGAAGCCUAGCCUAUUUUUAAUUCCUGACCUUUCGACUUUAAUCUCAUGUUUUCUGAGAUUACCUGGGUCCCAAAGCCAACCCUCCUGCCUCUCUGCUCUCUGACCUUGGGCAAGCUGUUUAAUCUCUUUGUGCCUCAAUUUCCUCCUCGUAAAAUGGGGAUGGUGAUGAUGAUGAUACCUACCUCACAAGGUUGUUGUGAACAUCAAAUGAGAUAACAUGUAAAAUGCUUAGAACAGUUCCAAGCACAGAGUGAAUACUCAGUAAAUAUUAGCUAUUAUUAAUGGUAGUAAUUCAUGAACCUUUUAAUAAGAUAAUAGGCAGACUUGGUUUUAUUAUCUCUUUAAGUUGUAACUUUUUUUCUCUUGUUAAGUUUUAUGUCAAAUGUUAUUAAAGUAGCUUGACUAUUUUUUAAGUUAAUUACUCAUGUCUCUCAAUCAAGAGAACAUAAAUGAAGAUAAUACAUCAUUUAAUAAUUAACCUAAUUUUACUGGGUCAGGCAAUGGUACUUUGCGUCAUACAAUCUGUUUUGCAUCUUUCGACUAUUUAUGCCCAGAAAUAAAAGAUAUGCUACAACAGA